AUGAAUAGAAAUAACUUGGUUUUUGACUCUGAUGCUAUAAUGGACCAACUCGCUGACUCGGAUUUGGGCGAGAACUUUGACAACGAUAAUGAUUGGCAUCCAUCUGGUGAGCUACCUAGUUUUAGCUCCGAUGACGAAGACGAGCAAGAAGCAAGAGUUUCAACAGUAGCAAGUCCAUCAUUGUCGAAUAAAUGGACUCGCAGACAAUUCAUCGGUAAACCCAUGCCUACACUAAUCUCGGAGUCGACUUUCUUAUCUGUUCCUUUGAUUUCUUUUAAGUUUACCUAUUUCAAAUAUGUAACACAUUAUGUAUUUACUGAAAAUCACAUUGAUACGGAAACAAGUAAAACUAAAGAAUAUACAGAAAUGAGUUGUGAGCAGAUUGACAAUGUCAUUUUGGAUCUUCUUGCAAGAAAUAAAGACAAACAAAUUACUGAAUUGAUAAAAACUUGCAGUGAUUAUCGCAAGUUAGUAAGUGAAAAUACAUUGAAGAAAUUAUUCAGAAGUUAUAGUAUAACAGGCAAAACUGACAAAGUGAUACUUCUUCAAAAAUAUUGUUCCGUUGUGGAUCCAAAUCUUUAUAAGCUCAAUGGAGAAUUUAUGCACUACUUAGCCAAAGCACAUUGUUAUAAAGGAAACUCUGAGAAAGGUCUUUCAAUACUUUCUCACUGUUAUAAGAAGUAUGAUGGUUUGAGAGGUUUUUAUAGGAUAAUAUUUAGAGAAUUAAUCCAAGACUCUGUUUUAAAUCGAUCAGAGGCUACUUUAGUCAUUUUCAAGAAGUAUGUUUUAGAAUUUAGUAACAAGUUUGAUGAUAACUAUCCUCUCAUCUGUUUUUGGUACAUAUGCUGGUCAAGUACUUGGUUCUCUGAUCAAAUGUUAGCCAAUGAAUUAUUGGAGUCCUCUGAAAAGUUACAAAAUAUAGUAAGAGAUAAAGCAACAACAUUUAGUAUUAACAUUUUAAGAGAAUACAAUGAUGAUGCUGUGCUGCGAUUACUACAGUCACUACUCAAGUAUAAAAUGAUGUCAGAUUAUGUAAAAGUGUUACAAGUUUUAUUUGGUUACAAAUUGAGAAACCGAGAUCUUCGAGGUUGCAGAGAAAUAAUCCUUAAUUGUGAAGCAUUAGGCCUCUCUUUGCCUGCGGACCAACAAGGACAGUAUAUCAGAUUGCUUAUUGACAACAAAUUACCAAAUGAGAAACCGACCCCUUCGAAAAUUGUUUCUAAAGAUUUCAAACUUAGGUUUUAA
This is a messenger RNA of Parnassius apollo (apollo), 1245 nucleotides long. The record is from the annotation of a GenBank genome assembly. NCBI's taxonomy places the organism in Eukaryota, Metazoa, Arthropoda, Insecta, Lepidoptera, Papilionidae.